CCAUGAGGUGCCCCAAAGUUCAGUCCAUAAAGCCAGACAUAGCCUGUCUAACCGGUUGAAAGCCAAACAAUGCAGACAAUAAAAUGCGUGGUGGUUGGAGACAGUGCAGCUGAAAAAACCACUUUGCUGCUCACCUACACAGGAACCAAUAUCCAAGAAUAUUUGCCAACAGUUUUUGACAAUUAUGCCGUCACAGUGAUGAUCGGGGGAGAGCCCUACAUGCUGGGCCUCUUUGACACUGCAAGUCAGGAGGAUUACGACAGGCUGCGUCCUGUCAGCUACCCACAGACAGAUGUUUUCCUCGUAUGCUUCUCUGUUGUCUCCCCAUCAUCUUUUGAAAACGUCAAAGAGAAGUGGGUUCCCGAGAUUUCUCACCACUGUCCUCGCACACCUUUCUUGUUAGUGGGCACACAAACAGACCAGCGGGAAAACAGCAGCACUGUUCAGGAGCUGACAAAGAACAAACAUCGCCCCAUCCGCCAUGAGGAAGGUCGGAAACUGGCACGUGAGCUGCGUAAGGACCUGUAUGUGGAGUGCUCUGUGGUCACGCAGGAAGGAGUCAAGACGGUUUUUGAUGAGGCUAUACUGGCAGUCCUGGGACCUCCUGAGGUCAAAUCUAAGAAGCUGUGUGUUCUUCUUUGAAGCCCAACAUCAUGAGAUGUAACGGUAUAAGAAUUUGGUGGUAUUGCUGAUUACAGAGUUUAUUAAAUCCACUUAUUAAAUAUGUAAUUAUACUACUGUGGCCUGUUAAAAUGAAUAGGUCAUCUUGUGUAGUUGUUUAUGGACCCACAUGUAGGAAGAACAAAGCAGCCUAAUAAUGAUUAAGGAUGAUUAACUAAAACACAAAUUGACCUACCAAACAAGAGGGGAAUGGGUCUAACACUAAAUAAGAGAAUAUACCAAAAUGCACCAACAACAGAAAACAUGAAAUCAGUAAGAAACUAAUCACAUUCACACUGGUGAUUAAGGUAUAUUACUGGAGAAACUGGAGACCUGGGUACAACACCUGACUGGUCUGAGUCUUACUUGAAGGACAGGGACUUUUUUGUGUUAAUAGAUAACUUUACAUCAAGGACCACAAAAACCAUAUGUGGGGUUCCCCAAGGUUCCAAUCAAUGCGUGGAUGUGCCAUCAUUUUCUUCAGUUGAAUAAAAACUAAAAUGAAGUAAUAAUUGUGGACCAAAAGAGGAGGGAUCAAGACUCAGCACACAGCUUCAGUUUCUACAGCUAGAAACACCUGAUCAGACCUGAAAUCUGGGCAUGGUGAUGGACUCAAACCUGGACUUCCAGGGGACAUAUAGACAAUUACAAAGUCGACCUUCUAUCACCUAAAGAACAUUUCCAGGAUUAAAGGACUAAUGUCCCAGCAGGAUCUUGAAAAACUCAUCCAUGUGUUUAUCUUUAGUUGAUUUUUUUUUACUGCAACAGUGUCUUCACAGGUGUGUCUAAAAAGUCAAUCAGACAGCUGCAGCUGAUCCAGACUACUGCUGCCCAGGUGUACUCUCUUUGUCACUAAAACAAAGAGCGUAUAGCACAUCACCCCAGUUUUAAAGUCCUUAUUGGCUCCCUGCAUCUCAGAGAAUAGACUUUAAAAUACUUCUGUUAGUUUAUAAAUCGCUGAAUGGCUUAGCACCAAAAUACAUUAAAGACCUGUUGUUGUAUCAACCUUCAAGACCACUCGGGUCUUCUAGCUUCAAGUCGGCUCUGCAUCCCCAGAACCAGAACCAAACAUGGAGAAGCAGCAUUCUGUUCCUAUGCUCCACUAAUCUGGAACAACCUUCCAGAAAACUGCAAAAAUGCUGAAACCCUGAGUUCUUUUAAAUCAGUGUUAAAAACUCAUUUGUUUAGAGUUGACUUUGACAAUUUUAUUUGAUGUAGCCUAAUUUGUUUUACUUUCCUUUAUUAUCCCACUGCAAUGUACAUUUUAUAUUUUCUUUUCACAUGUUUUUACUGAAAUGUGCUAUACAAAUAUACUUGCCUUGACUUACAAAUGAAUUAAUUGAUAAAGCAAGACCUCAAUAUACAUAAUAAACAACACAGAAAUAAACUGUUGAUCUUAAAUAUUUUUGAAAAUAUGUUUCUAUCUAUCUGUCUACAGUCAUAUUCUAUAAAUCAGAACAUGCUCACCGAAGAGGUUCCUUUAUCAUAUUAAAAGGUACCUCUUCAAAAUCUGCUAUUAAACAUACUUUUUAAUAAGCCAAAAUUUCUACAUUAAAAAUGUUUUUUAUUGGUCUGAUGUAAUAUUCUAAUCUUAAAUGUUGUUUUUUCAUUUACUGUAAGCGAAAAAUCAUCAUGAUUAGAAAUAAAGGCUCGAAAACA
Molecule: messenger RNA, 2319 nt
Organism: Girardinichthys multiradiatus
Lineage: Eukaryota; Metazoa; Chordata; Actinopteri; Cyprinodontiformes; Goodeidae
Product: cell division control protein 42 homolog
Exons: 8
Coding region: 70-642 (190 amino acids)
Biological process (GO): modification of synaptic structure; small GTPase-mediated signal transduction
Cellular component (GO): dendritic spine
Molecular function (GO): GTP binding; GTPase activity
Source: RefSeq, a predicted model, not a curated record